This is a messenger RNA of Orbicella faveolata, 1625 nucleotides long. RefSeq lists its product as uncharacterized. The record is from RefSeq and is a predicted model, not a curated record. NCBI's taxonomy places the organism in Eukaryota, Metazoa, Cnidaria, Anthozoa, Scleractinia, Merulinidae.
AAUUUUGUUCUUUUUGUCGUUUCUAUAGAGACAACAACGCAAAACAUUGAUGGAAUACUAGUCUCGUCACGUUCACAAGUAACAGUCUGUUCGCAGCAGGAAUUAUAAAAACCUUGCCACUGACAUUUUCACAAAGAUGUUGCCACCACAAGGUCUACUCGUCGCCAUACUCUUUUUCCAGUUCCUCCGAUCAGGCGUCAGUACCACCACACUGACUGCAGUAACGCCUUCAUUAUCUCUAUCUGGAGCCUCCUUGCAAAUGAAUUCAAGCAUGCCGGCAUCAAAUUCGGGCGUCAUAACCGAAACCCCUUCAGCGAUUUCAACCCACAACUUUUCAGCCACCAGUGUAGCUGCCCCCACGACAGUUGCAAAUAGGGGACAGGGAGAGUCGAGCCUACUGCCAACAAAGUCCAGUGCAUCCUUAGUCAAUCAGACUGCUUCUGUGUCUAUUGCUUACAUUAUGUGGUCAAGUUGGAGGGAAGAAAAGGAGAGUGAUUGCCAAGUGAAGUGCUGUGACACAGGCGGCCCAGUCAUUCGUCAGAUAAGAAAUUGUACGAUCCGCAAAGCGCGUUGUGAAGCUCUUAACAAGUGUACAGAUUACGGAGUUACUGAGCGGGACAUCUCUUGUUACACUGCCUGUGAGUGCAUGCACAAUGCAGGGACUACUGAGGAUGUUGCAGUGGUUUUUAUGAUCAUUACAAAUAUUCUUGCGCUGGGUAUACUGAUGACUGGACCCUGAGGACCAAGAGAAGCCAAAACUUCAACUUGUGUUUGUUGUUAAAAUGCUGACGGUUUUUGCAUUAUUUAUUUAGCUCAGUUUUAUGAAACUGUAAUUUUAGAAGAGUUUAGCUUUCAUCUGAACUAGCCGACUGAUUAUUGCUAUUAAUCUAAAGCAUAUCUUAGACUAAUCGCGGCCAGAGCCUUGAUUCCUCGGUGUAAAUGCUUGAUAAAGCCAUAGGGUCUUAGUAGUGACCAGGGUGAGUCUGCUACAGAUUUAAAAAGUACAACUAUUGACCAUGCAGCUCCUAAAUUGUUACAGUAAACUUCAUAGCAAACAAGGAGUAUUCUCGCGCUCUCUCAUCGAGAUCCAUCGACACCUGAGCUGAUUUAUUAAAACCGCUGAAAUUCCAGCGGCACAUAGAGAAUCUGGAACGCAUGCAAUUUGCUAGCAACUAGAAAGAUUGUCUUGAAAAUGCUUAUCUGUAGGUUGAUUCGCGACAAUGAUGGCCCCAGAUGAAUUUUGACACUUGAAAUUUAAGGAGAGUUGGCCACUACAAGAGUGUUUACACAGACAGAAGAUAUAAACUUCUUCGCAUUCGUAUUUCGUUUAACCGAGCCCUGACGAUGGUCGAUAAGAAAAAAUGUCGUUUUAUACUCAUCUAUCGUCGAUUUUCUUUCUUUUUUAAUCUCAGGAUCUCAAGAGAUGUGCGUGCGCGGCAUCCGGGUCUUUCCCUUUCCUCCCAGGGUAACCUGUCCUUCUUUAGUCGCAGCUGACUCCAUAUAGAAAUCAAGAGGAAAUGUAGAGUUGAACCUGCACAUCUCACGGUGACAUAAUCCAAGCUGUAAUUUGAUUUAGGUUAAAUAAAUAAAUAACUUGUCAAGGUGAUUUUUACCGUUUGAUAAAA